Xyrauchen texanus (razorback sucker) is the source of this 3754-nucleotide messenger RNA. RefSeq names its product zinc finger, FYVE domain containing 19 (gene zfyve19). The record is from RefSeq and is a predicted model, not a curated record. Gene Ontology annotation, biological process: mitotic cytokinesis checkpoint signaling; abscission. NCBI's taxonomy places the organism in Eukaryota, Metazoa, Chordata, Actinopteri, Cypriniformes, Catostomidae. Gene Ontology annotation, molecular function: metal ion binding; phosphatidylinositol-3-phosphate binding. The transcript is spliced from 11 exons. The coding region runs from base 236 to 1531 and encodes 431 amino acids. Gene Ontology annotation, cellular component: centrosome; midbody; cleavage furrow.
UGCUCUGGUUCAGGAGAAAUGUGAACUGCAACAUAGCUUCAAUAUAUAUCUAAAAACGGUAUUUUAAGUAUAUAAAAGUUAUAAAUGCCGAUUCAGUGCUGUUUAGAGAUUAAAAACACUACUAUUCUGCCGGAGGAUAAGCAUCUUUAAUCUUUAUGUUUUUGACCAUCUAAAGUGGCACACUGGUGAUAUCAGGUGUACAGUAUAAUAAUUAGUUUUCUUGAAGAAUCAGAGUAUGGAUCAUCGCUGCUACUGUUGUGCAUCAAAAUUCACUCUCUUCAGAAAAGAGUUGGGAUGUAAAAACUGUGGCCAUUCUUUCUGUUCUGGGUGUCUGACAUACACUGCUGUGGUGCCAAAAUUUGGAAACAGUCAGCUAAAAGUGUGUAAACAAUGUCAUGGGAACUUAACAAGUACAGGCAACCAGAAUGAUGCUGGAAGAUGGUCCCCACCAGAAAACUAUAAAAAGAGAGUCGCUGCUCUUGAAGCCAAACAAGCUCAACAGAAUCAGCCCCCAAAACCUGGAGGUGGUAAAAGCAGUUCUGUGGGUCUCAUUUCAACCAGAGGUCUCAGUAAAGAGGACCAGGUCAUCGCAGAAAGACUGCAGAAGCUGAAAGAGGAAACCAAGCCAAAGUCCAUACCAUCAGAGAAAGAGCUGGAGUCUCGUUUAGCUGCGUUAAAAACGCCGGUUCAGCCGGUACCGUCGGCUAAAGACAUGGAGGAGCGUUUGGCUGCCUUACAGGGGAGACUCCCGCCCUCUCAAGCCCCACGUCCUGUUCAUCAGCCGCCCGACAGCAGAACUCAGACCGAACAGACCAAUGAUUUAAUCACACAGAUGACAGAUGAAGUUGCUAUUGACAACCAGCAUCCAUCUGCGGAGGAUGGAUCACUAAACGAUCUCAAUAAGCAUGAGGGUGGGAACUUGAAUGCGAAUCUGGAUGACACAGAUCUGUCAAUCAAACAGCUGCAGACGGAGAAGACCCGUGUGCUUGAAGAAGCCAUGCAGGAACUGCAAAAAGACCAACAGAACCAGGAGCAGAUGCUGCAGAUAGCCAAGAGACUCGCACUGCUGCAAGGACGAGACCCAGAGCAGAUCAGACUGUUAGAUUUCCAACAACCUGACAGUGAUGAAGAGAACGAAGAAGAGGCCAUCAACAGAGUUUUGAAAAAGUUAUCUGAAGAGACGGCUCUGGAUGAGGCCAGUGGCUACAACAUCCCACCUGACCUCAGGGGACCAAUGAACCGAGAGAAGGACACGUCCAACAGGAAAUCGUUCACGGAGCAGUCACCUAAACCAAAACCUCCAGCUGCUGUAUCUCAGUCCCGCCGUUUUAAUGAUGAUGAUGAUGGUGACGAUGAUGAAGAGUUGCCAUGGUGCUGCAUCUGUAAUCAGGACGCCUCUGUCCGCUGUCACACGUGUGAUGGAGAUCUUUACUGCAACCGCUGCUUCAGGGAAGGUCACGACAAAUAUGACAGAAAAGAACAUCGUUCUUCUACAUAUACAGCACCAAAGAAAACCAAGAAGAAAACAUGAAUCUUAAUGUGCAACAAUUGGUUUAAUGCUUUAAAAGUAGAGCUCUCUAAUAGACCGAAAUUACAGGAUGUUCUGUAGUUUCAAGGACAAGCCGCUCUCAAACACAGGCGUGUUAAAAGCUGAAAGAUUAUUUUCUAGUCUGCUUCGUGGGAAUUAAUAGAAACCUAUUAUUAAUUAAUAGAAACUGGAGUAGUAAAUAAGUGCUCAAACAGCUUGUGUUAAAUGUAUAAACAUGUCUAAUAAGUCUGUAGUAAUAAAAAACUGAAUCAUUCUGACUUAAACAUUAAUAAAAGACUUUAAUCGAAAGCAAGUCAUAUGUUUAAGAGAACUAGUCAUGAGAUUUAUUCUACAAUGUAUCUUUCAAAACACAGUUCACACAUUCGGUAUUUUGAGCAUUUGUGCUUGUCAUUAUUAUAACUGUAAAACAUCUCGCUCACAUUCUCGUACAAUCACAAACAAACUUGUGUUUGUCAGAUUCUAAACACUUUUAUGUCUAACGUAUAAAGUCUCACCUGAUUUUAAAUGUUUUUAUUUUGACCCAAUGACCUUCCUGUUACUUGCUGUUGACAAUAUCUGAUCUGGCUUAUUUAUUUACGAAACGGCUUGUUUUCUUAAAGGUUAAGCGUGCAAUAUUUGCGACACUAGAAUCGACAGAAUUGCAAAAUAUGAGCUGUUUUUAUGCAGUUUUUCGGAAAUCUCACCGUGUAUGUAAUUGGUUGGACAAACAGAUAGUCCCGCCCCAGAACUUAUGCCAUUGGUUGUGCCAGUGCUUUUGAUUUGAUCGUACACGAACAAUGCUAUUAUCGUUAAUGAAAACAAAAACAAAGACGAAAUGAAAACAUUUUCAAUAACUGAAAUUGCUUUUUUUUAAAUGAUAGGAAAAAACUGAAACUAAACAAAUAUUUUUUUUAUAUCGCCAAAAUAAAAUUGAUUUUAUCAUUUUUAUUUGCCACGUUUUUUGCUUAUAACUUCAGGAUAAAUAAACUGAACAUAAAUCAUUAAUUAUAGGAGGUGAUUAUCUUUCAAACGAGUCCACACACAAGAUAAUCAGAUGUAUAGAUCAUUAGAUAAUCCACAUGAAGCACAAUGUUACAUAUGACCACCAGGAGAUGGCGCCAAAUACACGACACAGACUCAAUGAUGACUCAAAUGACACAGAAUGAAACUCAUUCUGUGAAAUCUCAUGACUAAAAUAAACAGAACAUAAAAUAUCACAUACCGUUAAUUAGAGUCUGUGAUUAUCUUUCAAACGAGUCCACACACAAGAUAAUCAGAUGUAUAGAUCAUUAGAUAAUCCACAUGAAGCACAAUGUUACAUAUGGCCACCAGGAGAUGGCGCCAAAUACACGACACAGACUCAAUGAGUCAAAAGAUUGGAAUUAAUUUUCUUUAUUUUAGUUUUAAUAUUUGAUAUACAAUAGGUUGAAUAUGGGCAAAGUGGGACACUUAUGGAAACUUUACAUUUGUUGGCACUUUUAGUUAAAGCUUAGGAUGAUUUAUGGUGUGUUUACAUACAACGCGUAGAAUAUUUUCGCCUCGCAUUGCUCGCGCGAGUUUGACCGCUACAUUAUAAAUGUGUGUUUAAACUCGCGUUCGUGCGAGUAACGCGAACCCGCGAGUAUUCCCUCUUCUCUUCCGGAAAAGGACGGGAGGGGCUUCUACGACUUGUUUCAUAGUAAAGUUCAACCAAUAGCGGGAAUCAAGUAGUCACGCAUAUUUUCAGAACUUACCAGGUAGUCCAGAUUCCUCGCUCACUCUCCAAGCGAUAUCUUUUUUCGUCCGGUCUCUGUACAUGUAUGACGUUGUGUCCUACAAUUCCGGGUGCCCACACACACACACACACACACACACACCGCUACAACAAUGUUUUCAUCCAUUUUUCCAGAUUUCUUCUGCUACUACGUCAGUACGUCAGUGACAUCCGGACGAUCUCAAUGCUGAUAGGCUUUCGCAAAUUUCUCGCUGGAGUUGAAAAAUGUGAAUUUGAAAAAUCUGAAGCGAUUUCGCGUGUUCAAGUCGCGCCUAUUUGCAUCUUUGCAUUGACUUUGUAUGUAAUCGCGCCGUGCGAAACGCUCGCUUCGUGUUGUAUGUGAAUGCACCAUAAGGAUGUCGAAAUGGAAAAAGAGCCUUUGAAGAGCCUCUUUUAACCAAAUCACUGAUUUUUAUAUAUAUAUAUAUAUAUAGAGAAAAUAUCUAAAAUAAAAAAUAUAUAUAAAUAUAGAA